This is a messenger RNA of Mesorhabditis belari, 1065 nucleotides long. The record is from the annotation of a GenBank genome assembly. Lineage: Eukaryota; Metazoa; Nematoda; Chromadorea; Rhabditida; Rhabditidae.
AUGGACGGUGAGACGAUUACCUUCGAAAUCAUUCGAUCAAACGAUGGCACUCACGUAAUAAAAGAUUCUUUUGAUGUCGAUGUGUUGGAAGAUGAGCGAUCGUUGGAUUUAACCCGAUGUCGAAUCUCAAAGAUUCCUAACAUUCCUUCACUGCCACAGCUUGAUUCUCUUUGUCUGCGAUGGAAUCUUUUAAAGAAGAUCGAAGGCCUUAACGAGCUUACGUCUCUUACGAAGCUCUCUUUGUAUGACAAUCAAAUUGAGAAGAUUGGGGGCUUGGAAACAUUAACGAAUCUCCGCUUGUUGGAUCUCUCGUUUAACCGAAUCACAAAAAUUGGAGGUUUAUCUACAUUAACACGUUUGGAAACUCUUUACCUUGUCAACAACAAGCUCACAAAAAUUGAAGGAUUGGAUACGAUUCGUGUCAUUGAAGGUCUGGAACCACUUGGUGAAUCACUGAAGACUCUUUCUCUUCCUGGAAAUGCUCUCACUGAAAUCACGGGUCUGAACGAGUUGCACAAUCUUCAGGAAUUGAGCCUCGCCCAGAAUGGGAUCUCUCAAAUUAAAGGACUCGAAAUAUUGGAGAAGCUGAAGUGCCUCGACUUGAAUGAAAAUCGCAUCGAAUGCAUUGAGAAUGUUGGCCAUCUUCACUCGCUUAGUCGAUUUUGGAUUCGUGCAAACAAGCUCACUUCAUGGGAUGAAUUGUCAAUUCUUGCCACUCUUCCAUCACUUCAAUCGGUUGCUUUUGAGAUGAAUGGGAAUAUCUACUCGAAUACGCAGAAAUAUCGAAACCGUGUAGCUCAAACGUUGCCUCAGAUUAAAGAAAUUGACGGUUUUCCGACGAAAUGGCGUACAGGCGAUCCGUGGCAAGAGUUGAGCGAUGAAGAAGCCGAUGAUGGUGAUGAUGUGGUUGAGGAGGAGACAUUGAGCACCGAAUGGGAAGAGAGUCACACGCAAGAUUCGGAAGAGGAGUACUAUCGGGAGAAGAGUCAAUUCGAGGAUAACAGUCUCAUCAUUGAUUUCGACCGUGACGUCACCGAUCUCGAGAAGAAUGAGUCAAAGAAAAGA